GCAUAUUCUUGCUACCAGCUACCUUUUAACCUUUUACACAAAUUAUUGAUAGCACAGCUCCCUUUGCGCAGCCCUCUGCAGCCCUCUCAAAAAUGAUGGAAAACCAAGGGUUGUGCCAACAAUUUUUGUCAUUCCUCCAUGUUUUUCCUGCUUUGUUGCUGCUGCUGCUGCUGGUUGCGGUUGUUGCUGCUUUUUGCUGCUUAUGGUUGUGGUUGUUGCUGAUUUGCUGUAUUCUCCCUCGAUGUGCGUGCGCGCAUGCAACGCCAUUGGGCUCUGUGAACGCUUGCUGACAAGUACAUUUCUUGGUGCAAGUGGUCCUGCACAUGUGGAAGCCACAGCCAGAUGACCAUGUUCUUUUCAGUCAUGAAGCGGGAAGCGCGCGCGAGCAAUGGUUUAUCGCCCAAGCGCCUGAGGAGUCACGCCGUUGGUGGCAAGGAGGUGCCGAGCCUUGGAGCUCCCAGCCCCAAGCCUCGAUCACAGACUUAUGUCACAGCCGGGCAUGUGGUCGUCAUCUCCGAGGUUUUGGAAGUGGAAGAUCCACUCGCUGAAGUACAAGAGUUGUCCAGGCGUUUGGACAGUACCCGUGGCUGCCUACUUUCAUCCUCCUAUGAAUACCCGGGCAGGUAUGGACAAUGGACGUUGGGCUUUGCGGACCCACCGCUGUGCUUGGAAGCUUGGAACCGAAAGUUCCAAGUCACUGCGCUCAAUCGCCGUGGCGUGUGCUUUGUGCCAACAGUUUUCGACGUCUUGAAGGAGACCGCAGCUGUAGCCGAGGUGAAGAUGGAUGGUCCUGACAAGAUCAUCGGAGAAGUAAAGGAAAGUGAGGGCUAUUUCUCUGAGGAGGAGAGGUCAAAACAGCCAAGUAUUUUCUCGGUUGUUCGUGCUUUCGUCAAUUUAUUUGAAUCUGGAGCGGAUCAUCACUUGGGUUUGUAUGGUGCUUUCGGCUAUGACCUGGCCUUUCAGUUUGAGAAGGUCAAGCUCCACAAAGAUCGGGACCCACAACAGCGGGACUUGGUGUUGUACAUUCCCGACAGCCUGCUCAUCAUCAACCACCAACAGCAGCAGUCUUGGAAAAUGGAGUAUGAUUUUGUUUUCGCCUCUGGUGGCAAGAUGCUCAGCACGAAAGACAUGGACGACAAAGGUCCAGAGGUGGCAUUUAAACCAAGAACUCAAAUGCCUCUUGGUGUAGACAAACGUGAGCUGAAACAAGGCGAGUUUGCCAAGUUAGUAGGUGCGGCCAAGGAAAAAUUUUUGCGUGGUGACCUGUUUGAGGCGGUGCUUUCGCAGACGUUUCGGGAACCAUGCAAGUCCAGGCCCAGUGAGGUUUUUCACUGCCUGCAAGGGCGAAAUCCUUCUCCUUACGGUUUUUUGAUGAACCUCGGGGAGGAAGAAUACCUUGUUGGAGCAUCCCCUGAGAUGUUUGUUCGUGUGGAACGAAAUUUGAAGGGACUGCGAGUUGAGACUUGCCCAAUCAGUGGCACCAUUGCAAGAGGCAAGGACGCCUUGGAGGAUGCUGAGCACAUUAAGAAGAUUCUCGCUGAUCCGAAGGAAGAGUCUGAGAUCACAAUGUGUACAGAUGUAGACCGCAAUGACAAGUCCCGCAUUUGUGAGCAUGGUAGUGUCCAGGUUCUUGGGAGACGCCAAAUCGAGCUCUACAGCAAGCUUAUUCACACAGUCGACCAUGUUGAGGGCUACUUGAGGCCGGAGUUUGAUGCAAUAGAUGCAUUUUUAGUCCACACGUGGGCCGUCACUGUCUGCGGAGCGCCAAAAACAUGGGCCAUGCAGUUUGUCGAGGAAUGUGAACAGUCCCAACGAUGCUGGUAUGGUGCCUCUGUGGGUCAUGUUGCCUUUGACGGCCAUUUGAAUACUGGACUGACGCUACGAACUGUUCGAAUCAAAGAUGGUGUAGCAGAGGUUCGUGCAGGAGCGACGCUGUUAUUUGACAGCGUUCCAGAGUCUGAAGAGAAGGAGACGGAGCUGAAAGCUUCGGCAUGUCUUAAUGCUGUCAGGAACCCUCAUGAUGUACCUCAGAAUGCUGGGCUCGCUCCCAGGAUGCCUUUGAAGCAGGCUGACCGCAGGGUAGUGUUGAUUGACUUUGAAGACAGCUUUGUUCAUACGCUGGCAAACUACCUUCGACAAACAGGUGCGACAGUCACGACUGUGAGGCACACUCAAGCAGAGCAUGCGUUGGCUCAAGUGAAGCCAGAUCUUGUCGUUUUGUCUCCUGGUCCAGGGCGCCCAACUGAUUUUGGCGUUUCCAAGCACAUCAAUCGCUUGGUGGACCUUGGCUGCAGAAUUUUUGGUGUGUGCCUUGGGCUACAAAGCAUUGUCGAGCACUUUGGUGGAAAGCUCGGGCAAUUGCCACUACCUAUGCAUGGCAAGCCGUCAGAGGUGCAAAUCCGGACUAGGGGGCAUGAUGGAAGCAGCAUCCCAACAGAGAAAUCUGGACCAAUUUUUAAAAAUUGUCCAUCGAGUUUUGUAGUGGCAAGGUACCACUCUCUCUACGGCUUGCGUCCGUUGCCCGAGUGCUUGCUUGAGACAGCCUGCAUUAUGCCAGGCCUGUCCUCUGGUGAUGGUAUUGAUGCGGGUGAACCUAUUGUGAUGGCCAUUCAGCACAAGACCUUGCCCAUUGCUGCAGUGCAAUUCCACCCCGAGUCUAUCUUAACAAGCCCAGAGCUGGGGGUGCAGAUGUUGGUCAAUGCACUCUCGCUCUCAACCCAGCCGUAGCUAUCGACCGCCUAGGUGAUGUACAGUCCAGCAACCAAUUUUUGCGAUGAAAAGAAUCUAUAUAAACAACCCGCAGUGGCAAGUGGUGAUGCUUUGUGCAGACGCUGGUGAUUUUUUGAACCUUCCU
Molecule: messenger RNA, 2854 nt
Organism: Durusdinium trenchii
Lineage: Eukaryota; Dinophyceae; Suessiales; Symbiodiniaceae
Source: the annotation of a GenBank genome assembly